Molecule: messenger RNA, 325 nt
Organism: Bactrocera latifrons
Lineage: Eukaryota; Metazoa; Arthropoda; Insecta; Diptera; Tephritidae
Product: cathepsin L1-like
Exons: 3
Coding region: 98-325 (75 amino acids)
Biological process (GO): proteolysis
Molecular function (GO): cysteine-type peptidase activity
Source: RefSeq, a predicted model, not a curated record
GCAAAUUGUUGAUUGCAGCGUAGCUUUUGGGAAUCAGGGAUGUACUGGUGGAUCUUUAAGGAAUACCCUUAAAUAUUUAGAAGCGACGGGUGGAUUGAUGCGCGAACAGGAUUAUAAAUAUGUGUCAAAGAAGGAUAAAUGUCAAUUUGCCGCUGAGCUAGCUGUUGUAAAUGUAACCUCUUGGGCAGUACUCCCGACUAAGGAUGAAAAAGCUAUAGAAGCGGCAGUAGCUCACAUUGGACCGAUACCCAUAUCUAUUAACGCAUCACCACGUACAUUUCAACUAUACAGCAACCUGCUUAAAGAAAAGCAAUUUUUAACGUAA